Messenger RNA from Anthonomus grandis grandis, 972 nucleotides. Its product is annotated as protein ILRUN. The transcript is spliced from 6 exons. Bases 180 to 896 code for a protein of 238 amino acids. The record is from RefSeq and is a predicted model, not a curated record. Gene Ontology annotation, biological process: macroautophagy. NCBI's taxonomy places the organism in Eukaryota, Metazoa, Arthropoda, Insecta, Coleoptera, Curculionidae. Gene Ontology annotation, cellular component: phagophore assembly site. Gene Ontology annotation, molecular function: ubiquitin binding.
UGAAGUUGACAGGUAUGUGUUUUUCUGUCAACGUCAAAAGUCACUGUUUCGUCAUCGAAUAUCAUAUGGACUUUUUCCUUUUUGUUUUUCCAGUUUGAACAAAAGUUAAAAGAACUAAAUUCUGGGUGUUUAAAGGCAAUUACUCAGCUAAAAAUACGAGGUCCACAAUAACUGCAAUAAUGGAUGUGGAUAAUGGAGAUACGGGAGUGAGCGGCUCUGUGGACAUAGAACAAUCUUUGCUGCAACAGUUCAGCUGCAUGGGAACCACAGAUAAAGACGAACUUAUCCAACAAUUACAGAAAUUGUUGGGAAGUCCAUCCCAUUUGAACCACAGUACGGCAGCCUUCUUUUUGGACAUGAAUAACUGGAACCUGCAAGCGGCCAUUUGCUCAUACUUAGAUAUAGAGGCGCCCAGUACACUUCCUUCUAUGGGCUUGGUAUCUGACCCGGACACUUCGGAAAACGAAAAUAUCGAACCGAACACCAGGUUUGUGAAGUCUUGGCAUAUAAGCAACACGGGCCUAGAAGCGUGGCCCCCCGGCUGCUAUGUACAGUGUUCAGAUGGCGACAGUUUCGGGGGUACCAAGGUGCAACUGCCCGUGUUACAGCCGGGAGAGGGCACCCACGUGGUUAUCGGGAUGAACAGUCCUUCGGUACCCGGGAUCUAUCAGAGUAAAUGGAGGGCCUGCACUCCUGCCGGAUCUUAUUUUGGAGAUCCGAUGUGGACCAUCCUGACCGUCGUAGAACAAGGCACGAUCGAGCUGACUGAACAAUUAUCGCACUUCAACGAGUUGGGUGCCAUCCCGCCACUGAUGCCGCAAGUUCCUAACCCGUUCGUGCCGCACAGGCUACACGGGGACAGUAAGGAUUCAACACCUCCCGACGGUAUGUUCUAGUGAAACGCGGAGACUUUUUUUUUAUCAGUUUAAUAAUUAUCAUUAAUUGAAUAUAUAUUUUUUAAUUGGGGUUGAA